Echinops telfairi (small Madagascar hedgehog) is the source of this 894-nucleotide messenger RNA. RefSeq names its product NKAP-like protein. Gene Ontology annotation, molecular function: chromatin binding. Gene Ontology annotation, biological process: regulation of gene expression. Gene Ontology annotation, cellular component: nucleus. Lineage: Eukaryota; Metazoa; Chordata; Mammalia; Afrosoricida; Tenrecidae. The record is from RefSeq and is a predicted model, not a curated record.
AUGUCUUACAGCAGAUACCACUACUAUGCUGGCCACCUGCCGUGGGCAGAAGAUUAUGAAAGAGUAGAGGCAAUCCAUCGACAGAGGAGACUGAGAGAGAAUCGGGGCCUUAGGUUGCGUGCAGUGUGGGGGCUCUCUCCAAAAUUCCCUGAGCCGGAUUCUGAUGAACACACUCCAGUCGAGGAUGAAGCAAAAACUCAGAGGAGCGAAUCUAGCUGGGAAGAAGGAGAAAGGAAAACGAAGGCCAGUCGUUCCAAAGCUCUCCCCAAAAGAAAGAAAAAGUCCAAAAGAAAACACAGGAAGUGUUCUGAAAAUAAUGACAGCAAUUCAGACUGUGAUACCAAGUCUAGCUCUGGUGAUGGCAAAAGGAGAACUAGAAAGGCCAGGAAGAAAGAGAAGAAAAGGAAGCACAGAGUCAAGAAAAACAAAAAGAAGAAAAAGAGACUAGAAAAGAAAUCUAGCGACUCAACUUGUAAAGAUGCUGCAGGGGAGUUGCCGGAAACGUGGAUUGAGCCAUCAACGAUUUCAGAUGGUGUGGGUCUAAUAGGCUCCAAAGGACCUAUAAUACACUCCUCUCAAGAUGAAAAACCAUUAAACUAUGGCCACGCUCUGCUCCCAGGUGAAGGUGAAGCUAUGGCUGAGUACAAAAGAGGUGAAAUUGGGCUGACUAGUGAAGAGAUGGCUUCAUUUGAAUGCUCAGGUUAUGUGAUAAGGGGUAGCAGACAUCGGAGGAUGGAGGCUCUAUGACUUCGGGAAGAGAACCAGACUUACAGUGCCGAUGAGAAGAGAGCCCUUGCAUCCUUUAACCAAGAAGAGAGCAAAAGAGAGAAUAAGAUUCUAGGCAGUUUCCGAGAGAUGGUGUCCUGGAAGAUAAAAGGAAAAGAUGACAAAUAA